Messenger RNA from Penicillium olsonii, 450 nucleotides. The record is from the annotation of a GenBank genome assembly. Lineage: Eukaryota; Fungi; Ascomycota; Eurotiomycetes; Eurotiales; Aspergillaceae.
AUGGAGUUCCUACCAGAAAACUUCCAAACCGUCCUCCAAAAUCCCACCUUCACCUACCUCCAAAGCGCGACACAAAGCCACCUAAUGUCCAAGCUCACACAUCUACGAACGAUGAUAGUUCAACCCUACCUCAUCGAACCGCUGUCGGAAUUCAUGGCCUCUCACUCAUCCUCGACACCAGAUCUGCUCACCAUUUGCCUGCUGGCGAUCAUCCUCUUCAUCUCCCUGAAGAUCCUGGGCUAUGCCUACCGCGUCGUGAUGUUCUGGGUCACGCUCGUCUUCAGACUUGUCUUCUGGGGCUCGCUCAUCGCCGUCGGCUAUCACGUUUACAACGUGGGGCCGGAGAAGUCCUACCAGGACUUCGGGUGGCUUUGGGGCGUGCUUUACGGAUUUGUGAAUGACUUCCAGGAGAAGGGUAAAGCUGCGGCUGCGGCUUAUGCGGCAAACUAG